CACAUGUUUUCAAAAAUUAAGCGGCCUUCGCCUCUGAACCCUGUCGUGGACGACGGCAGUGCCAGCAGUAUUGGAAGCGAUUUUGACAGUAACAACAGCUCGCCCACUUAUGCCAGUCCACCACAGGGCAGCGGGGGCAAAUUCCUUGUUAGAUCGCGCCGAACUUCUUUCAUUGAUGCAAACGCGAUACCUGACAUGUCUCGUCUAACUGUCGGGACACCUUCUAACAAAAACAGACAGAAUCAGUUUGAAAAUUCUGCCGCUGCAACACAAGCUGGAUCACCCUUGUACCGGGAAAAAAACGAGUCGACAGCUAGAAAUCGCAAGCACAUACACGCAUUAUCGCUUGACCUCGAUCACAUACAAUUCAGGUCUUCGGAUAAAGAAGAUGAUAGACUGUCGGCUUCAUCGUUCAUUGAUACUCCAAUGCAACCGCCAAUAGAAGCCAUACUACCCGUUUCCGAUAUACCCCAACAAAGUUUAUUACUACAUAAUAUCGUAGCAAUAAAGAACAAUUUGGAGAGCAGGAAGAAAUCAUUGCUUAACAUUAUCAACGCCCUAACUGGUUAUGUAGAGCGCGGGUUGCAAUACGUAGAGGAUGAAGAAGACGUUAAUGACAGUGACGAUGAGAAUUCUGAAGAUGACGUUGACUUUGAACCAGAGGAAAUGAUUUUUACUAAUUAUAGCGAGAUUCCCGGUAAUGGCUAA
Molecule: messenger RNA, 708 nt
Organism: Paraglomus occultum
Lineage: Eukaryota; Fungi; Glomeromycota; Glomeromycetes; Paraglomerales; Paraglomeraceae
Source: the annotation of a GenBank genome assembly